AUGAGAACCAUGAAGGAUGAACUCUUCAGAUGGAUCUGCGAGAAAUACGCAACGGACAGCUUCCUGGACAGACGAAUCGUCCGGGAAAAAGCUCUGGAGCUGACGAAGACCCAUGGACUCAGCAGUUUCAAGUGCUCGAACAACUGGAUCACCAAUUUUCUCAAGGACCAUGGCUUCUCCGCGGACCUGACGAACCGCACCGGUCCGAUAUUCGGCAACUAUCGGGACUGGAUCGAUCUGAUGAGGUCCACGAUAGUCAAGUACAAGCACAGCGAUCUGUUUCACGCGGACGAGCUGACCAUGUACUCCGACGCGCUCCCCACGAUGAUGGAGACCACCGGUUGUACGGAAUUGCCGAGGAAUCGGGUGACGGUCCUGUUGGGCUGCAACUCCUCGGGGACAACGAAACUGCCGCUCCUGAUCUGUGGAUCCUACCCGUCCAGGACAACGACCAAGGAUCACGUUUACUGCCACAGCCAGGAUUCCUCGAUCAGCGACGAGCUGUUCAGCGGUUGGCUGUCGACCGUGGACGAUCGUAUGUCGAGGUGCAACAGCAAGAUCUUGCUGUUCCUGAAACGGAACAGAGCACGCGCAGCUCGUGAUUUACCGUUGACCAACACGAGUAUCGUUUACCUGCCCGAUGAUUUCCCGCCGUACCUGCGACCGUUGCGAAGGGACGUUUUCCAUUACGUAAAGAUGAUCUUCAGACGAAGGUACGCGGAAAGAUUGAUGCGGUACACCUCGGAAUGGAACCUCCGCGACGUCCUGGAAUCGUUGAUCGACGCUUGGGAAAGGGUACCGCAAGAGACCAUCGUCUACAGCUUCCAGAGGACGCGUUUCAGGAUCGACGAUUGCUUCAUGCGAAUCGACUGCGAUUGCUGGCCGAGCUUGAACACCGGCGUCUCGUUCAAGAGGUUCGUGACGUUCGACGACGAUCUAUCGGACGAUCGUUGGUCCGUCGAGAGGAGCAAUCGACAUCACAGUUACAAUCUCAGAGCGAGCAACAGGGACGCGGCGCAAGUUAAGAAGGACGAGGCGAGUUGUGCGCCGCAGGACGACGAGGAAAUCGACCGGAAACCAGACUGCGCCAUGGUAACGGAUUCCGGGGAACCCCCGGACGCUAAGAACCGAGUCGAAAGGCAAAAUUGGCUGACGAAGUCUCGGAAAAGAGCUUACAGCGAGAUUCAAUGCUCCUCGAAAAAGCAAAGCGACGAUCGCGAGACGAUCGAAGACGCAAGCAUCCCGAGUACCUUUGCGACGAAGGAUCCGAGAGUCGAUCGUUCGCGAUCGAUUGGCGACGAGGCAUUCAAACGAGGGACGCAUCAAAGACGCCGAGCUAUCAUAGACAAAGCUUUCGCUUUGACAACGUCCGGUAAAGCUGACUUGGCCAAGAAGCUAAUUGACAAUGUCUACGCGUCCAACCAAGAGGCCAGGAAGCACUUUGGUCGUCAAGACGAUAUGGAGACCGGAUGCAGCUACGUACCGGAAGAAGAAACUGUGGAACCGAUUCUUUCGAAUGCGUUGGUCGAAUCGGAUCGGCCAUCUACUUCCACGAACGACUGGGAGGCUCUGUCGGAAACCAUCACGCAAAACGCCUACGAAGUAAUCAGGAGCCAUCCGGUCGAAGAAUUAAUCAAGGGAAACGAAACGUUAUCGAAACAUCUGGACGGUUUGGAGGAACGUUCCGACAGCAGCGAAAGUAGCGAGAAAAAGAUGAAAACGGACCACGACUGGUCGAAGCAGUACGAAACCACUUUCGUUUUCGGUUUAUCCGGCUCGCCGAAUGCCACGAGUUGCUCCUCCGGGCAGCAUCAUGGCGACGAAAAUAUCGUCGAACCGUGCACCUUAAACGCGACGCCGUCUGCCUCGCCGAGAAAUUAG
Molecule: messenger RNA, 1881 nt
Organism: Colletes gigas
Lineage: Eukaryota; Metazoa; Arthropoda; Insecta; Hymenoptera; Colletidae
Exons: 3
Coding region: 1-1881 (626 amino acids)
Cellular component (GO): nucleus
Molecular function (GO): DNA binding
Source: RefSeq, a predicted model, not a curated record